Molecule: messenger RNA, 3616 nt
Organism: Amyelois transitella
Lineage: Eukaryota; Metazoa; Arthropoda; Insecta; Lepidoptera; Pyralidae
Product: transmembrane protein 47
Exons: 7
Coding region: 192-803 (203 amino acids)
Biological process (GO): cell-cell adhesion
Cellular component (GO): membrane; cell-cell junction
Source: RefSeq, a predicted model, not a curated record
UUACGCGUCGUCUAAGUUACAUUUACAUGUUCUUGUAUUUCUUUAUUUUCGUAAAUAUUGAUCAUUAUUUUCUAUGUUUAUCGAUCUUUUAGAGUUACGAUUGAUCAAGCAGAAUUAAAUUUUCUUAAAUUUUGCACCAGUGUCUUUGAACCAGAGGUCCCGAUUUUGUUGAAAAACUGGAGCUCAACAAUAUGGCGUCCACUACAAUGAUCGAGACGGUCACAAUCACAAGACCCUUAAAGGUGAUCGCGUUAAUAUGCGGGCUGUUGGUGGUGAUCUUAAUGGUGCUAGGGUUGGCAUCGGCUGACUGGUUGAUGGCUGCCGGCUGGAGGCAGGGCCUCUUCAUGCACUGCAUAGACCCUGAAGCGCCCACGCCGCUGCCCUUCGACAUCACAGCGCAGCCCGGCUGCUACGCCGCAAGACCGGCGUCUUACAUUAAGGCGGCGGCAGGUCUGUGCGUGGCGACUCUAGCGGCGGACGUGUGCGGCGCCCUGUUGACGGGGCUCGGCCUGCGCUCGUCCGACCACCGCACCAAGUUCCGCUACUACCGGUUCGCGGUGCUCGCCAUGGCGCUUGCAUUGAUGUGCAUCCUAAUAGCAUUAGUUAUAUACCCGGUCUGUUUCGCCGCGGAGUUAAAUUUAGGCAACAGAUCGGUGUGGGAAUUUGGCUGGGCGUACGGCGUGGGUUGGGGCGCCGCCAUCUUCUUGUUCGGCGCGGUCGUGCUGCUGCUGUGUGACAAGGAGAGCGAGGAGCUUUACUACAAGGAGCGAAAAGUGGUGUCCGGCGGCGGGCCGCGCCCCUAGGGUCGCGGGCGCCUGCCCGACCUCGUGCCGUGAGGCGCGCGCUGAGCGCACGCCGCACACACACGCCCGCCUCUUCUACGUCUGAACGCACGCUCGCCGGAAACUCAAACUCUUACGUUCUAUUUUUCAAUUUGUUCCUUUCCAGCCAGUCUUUAUUUUUUAUAUUAAUAUGAUGCGUUUCUUUCCGAAAAUUCUAAUUUGAAUAUAGAUUUUAGACGCGAACGCGUAGAAUAGGAGGCGUCUCGAUUUUUCUAUAUACCUACUUGAGUACUUUGUUUUAAAUGUAUAAAUAUUUCGACUUUAUGUAAAGUUAUUCUCGGCACAAAGUUUUCGUAACAUGACUGAUCUCCCGUGUUCGCGACGAGACGUUGGUAUUGGGCGCAAAAAUAAAAUUGACCUAUCGAUAAGAUUAGUGAUGCUUCAUGAAUGUUUAUGGAGAAGCAACGUCUUUGUCGGAGCCAUAUUUAAAUGAUUUAAAUUAGUUUUUAAGUUAAUUUAGGAUAUUUAAUUUAGCGCGUACCUUAUAAUUUAAGCACCGAUCCUGUAGGCGCGAGUCGCUUUCGUGACGGGCGGAACACAUUCAGAUUUUAAUCUGUAUUGCCGAUCGAAAUAAAGAAUGGAAGGUCCCCGAAUGUAUUUCUAGUGAUUUUCAGUCUUUAUUUGAAACCGGGUAGGUUAUCGUACCUCGAAUGUAAUCCGUUCCAAAGAGCGUCGUUUUAAUUUAUUCGCUUUACGUUAAUUAUUAUCGCUGUUAGAGUCGCCGGAGCAUGUGCAGCGUGUGGCGUGUGGAGUGUGGCGUGUGGGCCGGGCAGGCGGGCGGACGCCGAGUGACAGUGAGUGAGUGAGUGCGGUGCCGCACCGGACGCAGGACUAGCUCGCCGAGCUGAUGCGACGCAUCGGGCUAUGAAUACUGAGAUAUUUAAAGGAAUUAAAUGUAUGUUUUAAAAGUUACCUUUUAGUGCGGUAUACUCGCUAUUGUGUAAAAUCUAUUUUAUUAAUAUUUAUACAUUAUAUUCAUCUUCAUAUACCGUGCGUGAAUAUGAGAUUUAUUUUUGACUUUUUCAGUGAUAUUUAUGAAUCUCAUUCCAUUUAUUGAUUUACAAAAACGACUGUAAUAUGAUUGUAACUUUUUUGGAAUUGAAAAUUAUUUAAAAAUAAACUUUAUAUUUUCGUAAUAUUUACGUAUCUUUAAAGCGAAACAAUUUAUUAUUGUCGAUAUAAAAAGUGUUGAUCAACAGUAAUGUUUAUUCUAGUAAAUGUAAUCUUAAAGUUACAAAUUACAAAAUUAAUUGUUUAAGGUCAUUGUUAGGAUAUUAUUUAAUAUUUUCAGUUAAAAUACCACCAUGUAGAAACAGUUAACAUCAAAUAAAUUACUGUAUCGUAUGUGUUGGUUAUGGCUUUAAUUUUCAAAUAACGGCGUCUCAUUGUGAUAAACUUUGACUCGAUUCGUACGAUUUUGUACUCUUUUAUUUAUAUAUAUAUUUAUAAAUAUAUAAAAAGAAAACAACAUUUUGAGCUUACAGCCACAAGACACGCCUGUUGGAAUUUGUCAAUUGAGCGUUUUGUAUUAGUCAUUAGGGCUACUUCGUGUAACUUUAUUUAUUGUAUUAAGUGCAUGAACUAGCGGAAAUUAAUUUAUUCCACGUGAAUAAUUUUACUAAGACAGCUAUAUAUGUAAGGCUAUCCACAUAUCGGACGCAGUAUGACCAAGACUACAGUUUGUCACAUAAAGAUUGCUCAUUUCACACUGCAUCCAAUAUUUGGACAUACACCCCUUUGGUAUUUGAAGAUAAAUAUCAGCUGCGUCUUAAAUAAUAAGUAAAUUUCCAUGGAGGAUUUUUUGCUCGAAUAUAUUAUGACAUGUGAAUUUUAUUUUCAACAUAGUCAUUUCUUUUAAAACUCAAGUUGCUAUAUUUAUCUUCGAAUACGCGUCUAUAACACGCAUGUUUUUAAUUACACUGCCAUGUAACUAACCAGUUACUUUUGUUGUAUAGUCAUCCUAAUUGUAAUAAUGUUAAAUUAUUGUAUUAACUGUAAGUGUACAUUCUAAUAGAAAUGAUAACCCCUCAUAAUUAAUGAGUGACAUUAGCUACUUAUUUUUAUGCACCUCUUUAUACGUGUUCGGGCAAUUGGCGAUGCGUGCUAGUCAAUUGGCGAGGUUUUAAUUAUAAUAACGAAUGACCUUUCUUUACUGAUCGAUUAGGUAAUUUAUCAAUUUGUUGUAAGAGUUUUUUUAAGCUGAAAUGGCGCGCUAUUUAAUUACGACGCAUUGUUUGUCAGGCAACCUUUUGAAAAUAGUAAAUAGGUAGAUGAGACAAAUUAAAUACCUAAUUACUUACUUAAAAAUUCAAAUAUUUAAUAGCAUAAGUGAACAAGUUGUAAGUGUACUAGUAUCUAAAUAUCUUAUUUAUAAUAGUGGGCGUGUCAUUUUAGUUUAGGCCAACUCUAUGGCAUGGUUAUUUAUCGCAAACGGAAGAUCUUUUGCCAUUAACAAGGUCGAAUAAUUUGAUGUCUUCUAAGUGAGGUUAGUGAUUUUUAUUAUUUAUAUCCAGUUUUUAUAAAUAUGCUACGUUAUAGGUAUGAUCGACUUACAGUUUUUUCUUGUAAAUCUCGUCUUGAAUCUCAGUGUUACGACAGCUAUUUAUUUAUUGUAAAUAUUUUUCUUUUUAUACGCAGGGUUAUUUUUUUUACAAAUGUUUAUAUUUUAUAUUAUACGCGUUGCAGUUGCUCGAAUACGUCGAUAAAAUUGUCCAUUUAUAGCCAAAUUAUGAGUCAUAUCAAUGAGAUUUAAUAAAGUACAUAGUGAAUAAUAA